Mastomys coucha (southern multimammate mouse) is the source of this 1377-nucleotide messenger RNA. RefSeq names its product C-type lectin domain family 18 member A-like. The record is from RefSeq and is a predicted model, not a curated record. Bases 16 to 1377 code for a protein of 453 amino acids. Gene Ontology annotation, molecular function: polysaccharide binding. The transcript has 12 exons. NCBI's taxonomy places the organism in Eukaryota, Metazoa, Chordata, Mammalia, Rodentia, Muridae.
ACACCAGGCAGGCCAAUGAUUCGCCCAGAGCCCUCCCCGUGGCUGGGAAGCCAGAGCCGAGGGCUUGGUCUCUUGCUUCUGCUCCUAUCUCUCCUAGGCAUCACCUGGACAGAGGAGCAGCCACCCCAGCUGCCAAAGCAAGCUCCCACUCUGCAAGCCCUGGGCAGGAAGGAGAGUUUCUUAAUCCUCACAGCACACAACCGCCUGCGCAGCCAGGUCCACCCUCCUGCAGCCAACAUGCGGAGAAUGGACUGGAGCGAAAGCCUGGCUCAGCUAGCUCAAGCCAGGGCAGCCCUUUGUGGCACUUCAACUACACCAAACCUGGCAUCUACCCCAGGACACACCCCACAUGUGGGCUGGAAUGUGCAGCUAUUGCCCAGGGGCUCAGCAUCCUUUGUCAAAGUGGUCAACCUCUGGUUUGCUGAAGGGCUGCAGUACAGACAUGGGGAUGCUGAGUGUGCCCACAAUGCCACCUGUGCCCACUACACACAGCUUGUGUGGGCCACCUCCAGCCAGCUGGGCUGUGGGCGGCAGCCAUGCUUUGUGGACCAGGAAGCCAUGGAAGCCUUUGUCUGUGCCUACUCCCCUGGAGGCAACUGGGAUGUAAAUGGGAAGACCAUCGCCCCUUAUAAGAAAGGUACCUGGUGCUCCCUCUGCACAGCCAGUGUCUCCGGCUGCUUCAAGGCCUGGGAUCAUGCAGGGGGGCUCUGUGAGGUUCCCAGGAACCCAUGCCGCACGAGCUGCCGAAAUCUCGGACAUCUCAAUAUUAGCACCUGUCGUUGUCACUGUCCCGCUGGCUACACAGGGAGGUACUGCCAAGUGCGCUGCAGUGUACAGUGUGUGCAUGGCCAAUUCCGGAAGGAAGAAUGUUCCUGUAUCUGUGAUGUUGGCUAUGGGGGAGCCCAGUGUGCCACCAAGGUGCGCUUUCCUUUUCAUACCUGUGACCUGAGGAUUGAUGGAGACUGCUUCAUGGUGUCUCCCGAAGCAGACACCUACUACGGAGCCAAGAUGAAAUGCCAGGGAAAAGGUGGGGUGCUAGCCCAGAUUGAGAGCCAGAAAGUACAAGACAUCCUUGCCUUCUACCUGGGCCGCCUGGAGACCACCAAUGAGGUGACUGACAGUGACUUUGAGACCAAGAAUUUCUGGAUUGGGCUCACCUACAAGGAAGCUAAGGACUCCUUCCGCUGGACUACUGGAGAAUACCAGUCCUUCACCAGUUUUGCCUUUGGGCAGCCUGACAACCAGGGGUUUGGGAACUGUGUGGAAAUGCAGGCAUCUGCUGCCUUCAACUGGAACGACCAACGCUGUAAAACUCGAAACCGUUAUAUCUGCCAGUUUGCUCAGAAGCACUACUCCCAGUGGGAGCCAGGCUCCUGA